Messenger RNA from Amphibalanus amphitrite, 1067 nucleotides. RefSeq lists its product as uncharacterized. The transcript has 3 exons. The record is from RefSeq and is a predicted model, not a curated record. Bases 65 to 904 code for a protein of 279 amino acids. Lineage: Eukaryota; Metazoa; Arthropoda; Thecostraca; Balanomorpha; Balanidae.
CCCGGCCGCGGGCGCUCCUCUCCCGCCGCCGCCGCCGCCGUCAGCCGCAGUGAGGUGCCGAGCGAUGACGGGGUACGGGUCGCUGACGACCGGCCGCCGCGGCUGGCUCCUGGCCGCUCAGCUCCUGCUGGUGGCAGCAGCUCUGCUCACAUUGCUCACACUUCUUCUGGUGAGAUACUCCGACCGGUCAAGCAGCGAGGCGGCCGAUGAGUGUCGCCGACGUCGGGAGGCCAUGGUGGUGCUGCCGCCCGAGCCGGACGACCCGCAUCUGAUGGUGGAAUAUCUGGUGGACCACCUCACCCUGCCCAAGAGCAAGCCGUGCCAGCGCGAACUGACGCUCGGCGGCGAGCCGCACGAGUUUUCCAACAACAGCGUGGCCGUGGUGGGCCUCAAGUGCGUCUGUCUGGACCCGGGCUUCAGCCUGGCGCUGCACGACUGUCUGGUGAUCGCCUCGCGGCCGGCUCUGGAGGCCUCCUUUGACGCGGCAGCGGCCCUGUUCGGCUGCGAGGUGCACUCGUUCGGCGUGGAGCGCGGCCGGCGGCUGGUCGGCUCACGGUGGCCGCUGCCCGGCGGCCGGCGGCCGGUCAGCGUCCUCGCGCUCCACCUGGACGGCGAGACACUGGCCGACCUGGGGAGGCGGCCUCUGGACGCGCUGGACCGGGUCGAGCAGCUGACCGUGCACCUGAACCUGACGGCCGUGCUGACGGCCGGGUCUGCUGGAGACACGGCGCCGCUGCGCCGGCUGUACGGCAGCCUGCUGAGACUGCAGGAGGCCGGCUUCCACCCCUACUCGUCGGCCAUCGCCGAGGCCGAGAACGUACUGGACGUGACACUGCCCGGCCAGCGCAGUCCCAUCAGCACCCUCAGCGAGGUCGGCUGGAUGAAACUGAUGUGUGACACCUAAAGCAGGCUGAGUGAACACUGCGGCAUGCGGGUGGCGAAUAAUUCUCCGCGGCGACGCAUUGUUGCAGCUUGAAACGUUAUCUUUUUAUUGGAUUUGUAUAUUGUCAUAACUAUGUCUGUGAUUCCAUAAUAAUGAGAUAAAUAAAGGUCAAAAGUUAUGUAAG